Molecule: messenger RNA, 12040 nt
Organism: Phlebotomus papatasi
Lineage: Eukaryota; Metazoa; Arthropoda; Insecta; Diptera; Psychodidae
Product: fasciclin-1-like
Exons: 10
Coding region: 379-2373 (664 amino acids)
Biological process (GO): extracellular matrix organization; cell adhesion
Cellular component (GO): extracellular matrix
Molecular function (GO): cell adhesion molecule binding
Source: RefSeq, a predicted model, not a curated record
AGUAAGUGAGACAACGGAUGCGACCAGUUGACGCGGUUUGAUGUGUUGGGAUGUUGGAAGUUUGGUCUGGAAGGUCGUUGGCGUGUGAGAUGAACAAGUCAGCUUCCAAUGCGGCGAGGAGAAAUGCCCCAAGACUUGUCGUACCCAGUGUGGUGUACUAAGUUAGCGCCGUUGGUUUUGCACUCUUUCAGUCGGUUAGUCAAUACGGAGACUUCAGUGAGGUUUGUACCGUGACAGUGUGCGUGUCGUUUGUGAGGUGAUGAGCUGUUAAGUGGAUGUGGAAUUAUUCUCAAAAAUUGAAAAAUAGUGUCUUGAGGUGGAUUUUUCCGUUGGGAUUUGGUGUGAGUCAGAAGUCAGUGUUUUUGAGACUGAAAUUGUAUGACGAUGGUUCUUUGGCAAGAUCUCAAGAUGACCCGUGGUUUAGUGUUAAUAGCCCUAUUGUUUUCUCUCAUCUCGCAAAUGGACGCCCUGACUUUGGAGGAAAAAAUCCGCGAUGAUCCAGAACUAUCUCAGUUUUAUUCAUUAUUGGAAAGGAAUCAAAUUGCAAACACGGCCCUCAACUUCCGGGCAUUGACACUCUUUGCACCAACCAAUAAAGCAUUCCAGCGCUAUUUUGGGAAUAAGACGUAUGUCCUGUACCACAUGUUAACUGUGGCAAAUACUUUGGAGCAAUUGAAACCAUCUGUGACUUCAGACAUGGAAGGAAAUCCACCAUUGUACAUAACGAGAAGACGACACCAGAACAUAGAUCAGAUAUUUGUCAAUAAUGCGCUAAUUAUAAAGUCAAGAUCGAAUGUGCAGCUCAUUAACAAGGAGGGGAAGAAACAAAUUUUGCAUGUGAUUGACGAUGUUCUGACCCCACUCACAACAAUUCCAUCAUCAACUGUAGAUGUUCACAAUCCGGAUGCUUUUCAGUUUCUCACAUUUUCCGAAAGUUUAGACAUAGGCCACCAUAGGGUGAGAUCCUAUAGGCAGAAAGUGAUCAUGCAUAAGAAGGAAUAUCUGUAUCAAACUCCAGGAGCGCACACAUUCUUGAUACCCGUCGAGGAGGGUUUCAAGUCACCACAUAGGCCCGAUAUGAUUGAUCGCAAAGUCAUUGAUGGGCACAUUAUACCGAAUCGGACGGUAUUUACAGCGGCAGCUCCACUGGGUGAACCCCUUCCGACAGCUGCCUUCGAAGACAAUUUGAAAGUGUUGAUCACAUUCUUUUCCCAGGCAGAUGGCAAGAGUGUACGAACAUAUGUUAAGUCACAAACACUCAUUGGUGAUUCUGUGCAUGCUCCUGGAGUGGUUCUGUCGGAAAUUGUGAGAGCUAACAUCCCGGUGGAAAAUGGGGUGGUGCACUUGAUCCAGAGACCAUUAGUCAUUGUGGACACCAAUGUUAUUCAAUUUCUCGAGGAGAAAGAGGAUGGACCACUGUCGAAGUUCUUCGAAGUUAUACAAGAUUUUGGCUCAGAAUUUGUACAGCAAAUUCGUCGGAUGAAGGACGUGACCCUAUUUGCACCAAGCAAUGAAGCCUGGAGUGACAGUAAUUUGAACAAUAUCAUUCGCAAUCGGGAUAGAAUGAGAGAAAUCCUAAAUCUACAUAUUGUUCGCGACAGAUUAAAUACUGAUAAGAUUAAAACAAACAACCUCAAUCAGAUUAAUCAAGUUCCAACGCUCGUGGAUCGACGAUUUCUCUACUUCAACAUUUUCACAAAUCGUGACCGAAAUCAAACGAUAACUGUUGAGGGUGGUGGUGUAAAUGCCACAAUAAUUCAAGCGGAUAUUGCGGCCACAAAUGGUUUCGUUCACAUCAUUGAUAAAGUUCUAGGUGUACCGUACUCUACAGUUUUGGAUAAAUUGAGAACGGAUCCUAUGCUAAAAGACACUUUCAGAAUUGGGAGUCAGAAGAAUUUCAACCAGCAGCUGGCAGAGAAGACCAAGCGAUUUACAUAUUUUGUACCGAGAGACAGAGCAUGGAAAAAUUCAGAAGCUGUCUACCCUCAAGCUCUACGAAAGCUCUUCCUUUCCGAAUUUGCAAAUCAAGCUGCAGAUAUUCUGGGACGUCAUCUUAUUGUUGGCGACAGGGCAUUUACAAUGGGAGAAUUGCGACAAUUUGUCAAUCAAACAGUUGAACUGCCUACGGUUAAUGGGAUGCUGAGGAUUCGCGUCAAGGAGGAAGAUCGACGAUAUUCAAUUUUGUACAACAAUCGAUGGAUUCAGGUGUAUCGGCCAGAUGUAGAGUGUACCAAUGGCAUCAUUCAUGUUAUCGACUUUCCCCUCCUAGAUGACACAGAUUCCAUAAUUAGUGGAGCAUCACCAAAUUACCUAACUCUCGCCUCCGUGGUACAUUUAUUCUGUGCUAUCCUCUUCACGAAGCUCCUAAUGUAAGCAUAAGCACAACGGUGCGACAUUGCCAAUUGAUAUUAGGAGGAAAAUAAUCAAGAAAGACUAUUUAACGAGAAAGAAAACCCAGGGAUGAUGGCAGAUUAAAAAACGGGCCAUAGUUAAGUGAAAAUGUGCCCCCUACCCCAGUGUUAUCACGAAAAAAAGCUCGGGAUUAUUUUAGCGUAUCGACAAACACUCCCAAAAAAAAUAACAUAAUCAACAUUGUCGUGUGAAUAUAACUUUAAAUGUGCGGGCGCUUCAAUGCCAAAAAUACUCUAUCUUCUCUCUAUUUACUCCUCAAUUUUCAUGUCUAGAGAGAUUACAUAUGACAUACUAUCAGGAAAAUCAUCUCGGAUUAGGGAUUUAGGAUGAUGCUAGCAACUGGAGGUAUUAUCCCUCCAGCUAUGGAACGCACAAUUCGACACAUUGUGAGAGAUAUUGUGGUGAAAACUAAGAUAUUUACGAAUGGAUCUUCAAGAAAGUAAAAAGAUUCUUCUCAUUUUGUAUGGCAUUUUCCGCUUCUCAUCUACUUCAUAUGGAUUUACCAAUGAAGAGUGUGUUAUGUGGAAAUGUUCAGCAAAUAAUGUGUGAAUAGCAUUUGUGUCAACACUUCCCUCAGCAUCUCUCCCCAAGAAAGCUUGUUUUUCACAAGUAUACUUUUGCGCCAAAAAACCAAUAUUUAAUUUAGAACGAACGAAUAAUUCAUUUGCGACAAGUAUUUCAAUUCUCAUUCACACUUUAUUAUUCUCGAGGACUCCAUUGUCCUUUGGCUGCAGGAGGAAGAAUUGUUUUGCAACUUGCAACUUUUUGAACUGACAUGUGGGUGUGACUAUUUUAAUCCAGGGCAGCAAAGUCACGUCAAUACAUCCCUGAGUAAAUAUAAAUUGAGUUUUUAUGGAGUGAGAAUUACUCGAAGUUGAGCAAAAUAUUUUAAUUAAGGUUUAUUUUGGGAGUUUUGAAUACUUUACCAUGCUUGCAAUUAUUUAUUUUUAUUACUUCUUUUUUUUUAUUAAAUAACUUUUACGUGCAAAACCAAGUAUUAGUAAAUGAACAAUCCAUAUUUUGCAGAAGCAUUUUUCAUUUAAUUUGUCAUUCGAGAAUUAACAUUCCACUGCAAAAUGUACAUCGGGUUGUACAUUCAAUUUUAAAUGUAAUCCCAAAUUCAAAUUAAAUUUGAAAUCAGGAUGAUUCCUGGUACAUUGACAGCUCUUAAUUAACCUAACAGGUGUCAGUUGACAUUUCUGUCAAAAUAAUUCAAAAUCUGGUAGCUAGACGAAAUGGACGAAAUUGACAACUGUUCAUUCCGUUCAUUCCAAAACAUCAAUGCUUAUUUGUUGCGUCAAGUUCUCUAUUGUUACGUUUCUUUAGUCUUCAUUUAAAGAUUCAGUAUAAGAGAUAAUGGGGUAGUUUCACGCCCACGAAAUUUCGUUAAAGUCUAAUUUGCUAAACACUUAUGACAUAAUAUUCAAGAUAAGACCACCUACACUGAGAAAAAAAGAGGGUGCGAUUGACAUUUUUUCCUCAGGACUUUAACACUUUUUAUGUGUAAGAAUAUAUUAACAUUUUUUAAUGUUAAUUUUACACCUUAUUAAGGGUAAAAUUAACAUGAAAAAUGGCACCUUUAACCCCUAAUACACCUAAAAAGGGUAGUAUUUACACCGAUUUUGGAUCAAUACUGCAAGGUAAAAUUAACAUUUCCGUAAUGUUAUUUUAACUUUUUCGGAUUUCUCUCAGUGUAGAUUCUCUUUGGUAUUUGCUACUUGAAAACUUACAACACAGUUCUCAUACAUGCAUGUGUAAUAUUGCCCCACUCUCCCUAAACUGCAUUACGAGCCCUGUUCAAUGGGUUUUAAUUUAGCACCUUUAAAAGAUUUAAUGUUCCUUACUUCAUUUAAAAAAAAAUCGAACCCUAAACCUUCGCGGCAGAUAGUUAGUCUCCUGCCUAUUAAAGUGUUGAGGAUCAAGUUUGAAGUAUCACUACGGUCCUUAUAGGGUUCAGUUUGUUAUUAUGGUCUUCGAACUUUGCAUCAACUCCAGUCUUUUACCCUUAACGAGACUCGCCUACUUUUGGUGAGAGGUUUGCUCGUUCCACAUUUCAUGUAUGGGACGUAACUUUUUUUUCGAACUGACAAGACUUCUUUUUAAAAAUGCUGAAUAAAGCAUUUAACUCCCUUGCGAGGUAUGUAUUUGACCUUGGUCGCUUUGAUCAUGUCUCCUCUUGGGACGCCACAAUUCUGGGACGGGCAUUACUGGAUCACCUUCAGUCUCAGGCUGUUGAGUUUAUCCGUCGCCUGUUAUGGACAGGUCGCCCGGCAUAUCUUGCAGGGUUGAUUGAGCGCGAGUCGUCCGAGAGGUCUUCGUGUCUGCUCGUUUCGAAAUCCGUGGGUCGCAUCUUGCGUUGCUCUUUAUUCGUUGGGGGUCAUUUUUUGAAAUAAACUCCAACGAACUCGUAAGCGGGAGCCUUUGAAUCGUUUUGCGUCAUUGAUUGAAAGUAUCUAACAUCUGUUUUUCCUGUUUUUUCUUUUUAAUUUCUGUUAUUCAUUUGUAUUUUGUUUUUUCUUUUUAUUAUGUACACUUUUCUUGUAUAAGAGGGCAUGCCCUACUGUGUAUCAAUAUAAGGGUGUGCUUUUUCUGUGGUUCUUUACUAAGUCUUGUUGUUACAAAAUAACAGUGAUCUGAUCAGCUUGGGAUUGUAUUGCCAAUCGCUCAAAUAAUUUUCAAUGCACCUAGGUGCGGUUGGACAAAAUAGUUCUAACCACGAACCUCUGUUUAGGUGUAGCACUAUCCAAUUAGCCAAGGAUCCCCGUAUAUCAUUUUAUACAAGGCGAAUGUCGAAAGAGUGUUUUGACGGCUGUUAAACUAAGCGUAAUUUGACAGUUACUGAACCAGUUCUAUUGAAGAUACCGGGAAAUAACUAAACAAAAUUCAGAAAACGAAUAACUUUUGGUUCUGGCACACCUUUUAGAUCUGGUGAAAUUUGAUUCUUCACUAGAUGAAAUUAAAACGCUGAAUCAAUCAAUGAUCAAUGAAAAAUCAAUGAUUUGAUUUAUUUUCAUCUCUAUUAUUUCCCACCUCUGUGCGGCCAUCGCUGUCUUAGCGUCGAUUCCAAUCUGGCUCGCCUAAUUGCUGAUUGCUGCUUCAGCAUCAUUAUUGGCUUGAGAAGGACCUGCGUUUUCAUUCUGAACAGAAGUAACAUCAAUUUCCGGUACAUUUGGACCAAAAAAGUCUUCUGGAAAGACUAUCUGAAGAAGUAAUUGAAGUCCUUCAGACUUCGCAAUUGUUUCAAGUUCCUGUCCUAAUUUUCACCACUUUUUCUUGAUAACGUCCGUUUACCGAUAGUUUUUGGCGCUUUUGUACCAAAUAUCUGUCUUUUCUUGCACUAUAUUAAUCAGAAAAUCACACUUUUCUGCAGUCCGCAGUAUCUUUACUUACAAUUGUUUGCACAUCGGGCGAAUUGUCAAACAUGUCAAAAGCAAAUUCACCAUUUGGGAUGCCACUUGCGAAUUUGCAAGGAAAUUGAACAACCAAAAUUCAUGUAUACUUAAUUUCUCACAAUAGAUUAAAUUUGGAUUCCAGUGCGAAAGACUGGAAUACAAAUAUGCAAGACGUUUUAGACGGACAGGAAAAGGUGUGCCGGAGAAUUUAUAUCUCUUAAGAGCUAUACUGAAUAGUUAGAUUCGCCUAAUUUCCUGAUACUUAAAAUAUACUGACAGUUGUGUUCUCGCGUUUUUUUUGACAAUUAAAAGGAAAACUGUCAAAAUAGAAGUUUGACAGCUAAUUAAAUUCUACGUAAAAACUGUCAGGUAUAAGCAAAUAAAAUUAUCGUGAAACAAAUAAUUUUACUAAACAAUUCCUCCACCACUCUUUAUAUAGACCUCAUUUAAUUAAAACCAAUGAAAUUUGCAUAAUAUUGUUUCUCAAAUGUUUUGUACACAGAUCUCUCGGAUAUCAGGCACUGUGAUAUCUGGCUGACAGCUGCUAAAUCCUGACAGUUGAUUAAUUCAAUUCUUUGAUUUACUAAGCUUAUAGUUUGUUCAGCGAGAAUUAAAGUGUUAUUUUCAUUUUAUCGAAGUUUUUUUUGUGUAUAAUUGUGCUAUAAAAUGAAGCGAAAACAAAAUACGAAAAAAAAAUCCAUUGUUCUUUAGUCAGAUAAUAAAUUCACACAGCAAGAAAAAUAAAAAAACCAUUAACUAGAUUUUAAAAAAUCUAAAUGUCGUUUUGUCCCUCAAUCAGCUGGACAUAGGAGAGACCUAUGCUGUGUAUAUAUUUAUGCUCACUGCUUUCAGCUUUCAAAUCUAAAUUGGGUUUGCCUGGUUAUGUCAUCUCUCGCGUGAUCAUCAAUCAAAAUUCAAUUUAGAUUUGAGUGUAGAAGAAUUGGACAGUAAUAUGCAAUACGUUUGAGAAAUGGAUUAGAAAUUUUGAUUUUAUGAAGUUUUCCCGAUCUAAAAUGUGUGGCAAACGUAUCAGCAAGUAAAGAAGUUAACAAUCGUGACAUCCAGGUGACAGCUGUCAAAACACGAGAAAGUCAAAAUAGAUCUAAUUUUUCCAAGGGUUUUUAUCUGUAAUUUUCGGUCCCAAUCAUCCGAAUAUCGAACCGCCUAGUGUACUUGAAUAAGACAUUUUGAGAUAUAUAGUGAAAUGAAAAAAACUAAUAGAAAUAAGUAAUAAAUUCUACUAAUAAGCGUAAAAGAGCAAAAAAAACAUUUUUUUCUCCCAGAAUUGAAACAUUUUCCGUGUGAAUGCCAAAUAUUUUUUAAACGGAUAUCGUUUAUCAUCCUUUAGAAACUUUUGCUUUAUGUGGGAUUUUGCGCGAGUUAAAUUGUUUAUUGAAUUAUAAAUUUCCACUGUAUCAAUAUUACAGUUUUUGCUCGUGUUUUGCAUCAAAUAUUCUCUAUUAAUAAGUGAUAAAUAAGCGAUAUGUUUUUUUUGUUAGUUCUGUCGUGUUUGAUGAUAUGAUGACAAGUGAUUUGUGUUUUUAUGCACUAUUUAUUUUAAAUGCUUUGUUUAUUUAAAAAAAAACAUAAUUUGAUAAAGGAAAUUAAAGAAGUGAAUAAACUGAUCUGUCAAGCUAGGCAUCUGACAGAUAUGUUGUUUAAUUUUGACACAUGUCAAAAGGCUGUCAAUUCUAGUUGCCGGAUUUAACACACCUAAAAUUUUUCAAUCUUAUUUCUAAUUUUGUCAUAACUUUUUUGCUCAAUUUCGAGUUAUGGAACCUUCUAACAUUCAAAUUGGCACAGAAUUAUUUAAAUUUAUGCAAGGAAAAUCAAUUUAAAGUGUUUUUAGGUCAACAAAUUAAAACAAAAUAAUUUAAUCAAAACUAGUCUCGUAUUUAAAAUAAAAAAAAUUCUUUUGCCAAUUUGAUUUUAGUGGUUGUGUCGUGUAAAUAUUGAAGACCAAAUUUUAUUUAAAAACAAAAAAACAAGAACCCUUGCAACAAUUUUUAUGGUAAAAAAGAGUUUAUCUGCUGGCACAUUUCAUAAGCGGGUAAUAAAUAAAUACAUGUUCUUAUAAACUGAAAUAUUUAGACGUACAUUGAAAAAAUAAAUAAACAAAAAAAACAUGCUGGGAACUUAGUAAUAUUUUAUCGAGAAAAAACAUUAUUUAAAUAAAAUGUGUGGAUGAUAUAUUUUAGAGUAAUUGAAGGGGGUAAUGGAAAAAAUACAUUUAGAAAUAUUUAAGACAAGUUAUUAAGAAAAAACAGAGAUAUUAAUAGAGGAUUAAAAAGUGAAACCUUUUAGGAUACUGUCUCCUGACCUUUUAUAAUGUGUCUCAUUUGAAAAAUGUAUGCUUUUAUAAGAGUCUAGUUUUAGUUAUGAUCUAAUAAAAUUAUAUAAAAAUUCAGAUGUAAUGUAUCUAUUUUUAAUAUAGUCUACGAAUGAAAAAUUAUAAUAAAAAAAAUCAUGUUGUUCAUAAGUUAGCGAAAAAAAAUGAAUUUAGAGAGUAAUGUGAUUUAAAUUGGCUUAAACCAUCUCAUUAGAAUAUAGACAAAUAACAAACUAUCUAUUAGAUAUUUCACCAAACAUGAAAAAAGUAAUUGUUCACACAGUAUAACUCAUAAAAAUAUUAAUAACAUGAAAAAAACCCUAUAGAACCCUUAAAAAAUUAAAGCUGCUUUAGUGCCUCACCACUGUUCUCUGUAAUAUUCUAUAGAAAAAAAAGUAUGAAUCAAAUAGCAGGAAAUAAGGUACAUAAUACAUUGGGUGUUACUGAAACAAUCUCAAAGAGAAUGAAUUCUUCUAUUGAUGUCUGGGGAAAUGAGCUUUAACAUCAUAUUGAUUUUGUGAAAUUAAAUUAAAACGUGCUGGCGUCAGAAAGUGAAAUAAUCGCAAUUCAAUUUCAUAACAAACUGAACAAAAUAUAGCCAAACGGUAUCAUAAAGAUAAUUAAUGGAUAUUUUAAAGUGAGACUAUUGAAAACCUAGUAAAUCAAUUUUUAAAAUAUGAACAUUAAACAAAUCAGGAAAUUAAUCUGGAAACAUAUGAUUAUUUUAAAAAUCUCCAUUUAAAAUCUCUAAUAUCGGUUUUCGUUCUCUUAUUUGGGUAAAGUAUAGGUUAAUUCGGAAAAUUUUAGGUUAUGUCGAGUCCAUAACCUCGAAAGUAAAAGACAUUGGGCCCUUAUAGCUUACUUACUUUACUUAAGUGACCACUUACGUUCAUUAACUCUUUCCGGACCACAACAUUUCCAGCGAACGAAUUUCAGUAAAACUCACUUUAUUGUAAGUCUUAGUGGUCAAAUAUGAUACUUUUGUAGGGAAAGAAUUUUUUCCGCCUCUGGGAAAUUGGAAAACUCAUGGGUACUCUCGUCCCCAAAAGAACGAAAAGGAGACAAACUUCAAUUUUCCAAAAGUCAAUAAUAUCAAUUUUGUGAAUUAUUUUUGCGUGUCAAAUGACUCCUUUACAAUGUUGAUCAGUAAAACAAGAAGAAUUAUUGACCAGUAUCUUCUGAGAUGUCCAGGAAGUGGUCAAGAAGACACCAAGUUCCUGCUUGCCAACAGAUUCCUCAAAAUAUUCCACACAAAAAGACUUUAAAACACAUUUCUCUCAACACGAUGUUAUUGCAGACACAUUAAACUUUUUCAAAAGCAUAAAAGACACUUCCUGGACAAUCUGAAUUCACCAAAAUCUGGAAGAAUAGGAAAAACUUCCUCGAAAGCAAUCUCCCUCGCUGUCAAAUGUCAAAAUUAUCGGCCAUAUUGGCAAAAAUGUCGCUCCCGCUUUUAAUUUUCUUACAAGGUUGGUGUCAAAAAGCAAAUGGCGGGCAUUGGGGGGAUAACCUUACAUUUGACCUCUAGAUUUUUGGGGACGAGAGGACCCAUAAAGUUUGAACAAGUUUUUUUGAAAAUUUAAGAAAAAAUUGUUUAUCGAAUUUAUGCAAUCUAUAAUUGUUAGUUAUCAUACUUAUUGGACCCGAUAAUAGAAAUAUCAAAAAAGUCACAAUAUCUGCAAGGAAGCAGAAAAUCGAAAAUUCACGAUUUUUGACCAAAAAUAUCUUAGCUCAGGAGUUAAUUGGGAUCCUGCAAAAAAUAUCCUAGAUUUGGACAUCCUUAUAGUUUGUAAUCAUCCACAAGAAUCGGAUUUUUAUCGAUUCUAAAUAGUCCAAAAAAAUUCUUUUUUCCAUGGAUACCCAGACCCAGAGUCCCAAAGGAGGCGAAAGAGUUAAGGACUUUUCGUAGACGCAAAAUAUGCCGAUACAUGCCUGUAGCUAUUUCCAAACUAAGACAUUUCCUAUCCGCCACUUGGGACGCGCCCGAUGGGUACAAACUUUUGACAAACUUUUGAAAAUAAUUGUUCAUAUUAAGAGAAUUUUCGCUCGAAGAUUGACAUGUAUGACAAUGUCAUAUGACAAAUUUUCACGGUAAAUUCUGGAAUAAAACAUUAUUAAACCCCAAUGGGCAUCUAAUGGCCAUUGUAAGCAGCUCUGUGAAGCUCACAAAAACUGAUAUGAAUCGGAUUUUUAAUUAAUUUUUACGAAAUUACCACAUAAAAAAAUAUUACAUUUGUCAUAUGACAUUGUCAUACUGUUACAGAAUUCCCCUACAGACCUUACCAUGAUAUAAUUUAGCGCUAUGAACUGAUUGUGAAGCGAAAUUACAUUACGAUAAGGCUUAAUUAUCUUUAAAUAUAAAGAAAAAUACCUGUUUUACGGCGUUAUCACACUUGCACAUUAAAAUUUUAAUGUAAUUCACAUUAAUUGUCGCUUGUGAGCGUCCAAAUAUGUUAUUUGUGUCUUUGAGUCAUUUAAUAUUUGGGGUUUUUCUAUUUAUUCAUAAAGAAGUGGACUUGGCCUGCAAAAAUAAGUUUAAAUUUACCUAAAGCAUAAAUAUUUUUCAUAUUAAAAAAUUAAAGAGAAAAUCGCAUUAAUUUUUCGCAUUAAUGUUAUAAAUCAAUUUAUAUCAAAUUUUGCGGGCCAAGUCUACCUUUUUAUCAACAAAUAGAUCAAAUUUUGAAUAUAAAAUGAUUCAAACACACAAAUUACCCAUUUGGACUCUCACCAGCGACAAUUAAUGUGAAUCAUAUAUUAAAAUUUUAAUGUGCAAGUGUGAUAACACAGUUAAAGCAGUCCCAAUUCAAAGAUGCCCUACUGCCCUUAAAUAAAAAAAAUGGCGAAGAAAAAAUCGCGAUUUUGAAACUCGGUAAGUUCGAGUAUUCUACAAAAGCUGAUACGCUUUAUAACUGUUUUUUUUUUCUCUUUCAAUUUGAUGAUUUGAUUAACUUCCGGGAUUAAGUGGUAAAGAAAUUAAAUUUAGAUCUGAUAUUCAAAAGCUUCAAAUGACUCUUUGAAAACGUUACUAAAUAAGUGAAGAAAAUCUUUUGAGAUUCAUUCAAGAAGGAUUAAUAUUCUCGAUUUAUUGCACAAAAAAAUCCUCUGUGAGUUCUCAUUUAGCGAAAAUUCUCCUGAUUUUCAUCCACUUCAAGACUCUCAAAGAAAAACAAGCAUUCAAUAACUCACAACUCUUUAGGAAGUAACUUUUCGCAUCAACAUCAAAUAAAGAUACUUAAAAGACUUUUUAAUUGAAUACCGGGUUUUAUAUUAAAUUGAGUGUAAAGCACACAAAAGCAAUAAAAGGAUACUCAGUCAAAAAUCACAAUUCUGUGUACUUAUAGAAAGAAAAAAAAAGACCCCCAACCACCGUCUCCAAGUGCAAUUUUUUGGCCACAGAAAAAAAAGGGAAAUUCAUCUAAAGUGGUCGUCAAGUGCAAUGAGAUAUUUAUUGCAUUUGAUGAGGACUCUCAAGCACUUAGCAAACUCCCAUCAAUGGAUAGGCGUUAAAGUAGAUCCUUUCAUGUGCUCACCAAAGCGUCCCUAAUCAAUUUUCCCACCCUCACCAGACACCCUCCAGAACCCCAUUUCCCGCCCCGUGGGAAAUAAACAUCCAGUUGUAGUGUCUUGUUCUGUGUUCGGGACAUUCAAGUGAAUUUAUCGUACAAAUUGAACUGUUGCAUUCUCAGCAUGUAAUUCUGUUUUCUAAUAAAAUGUAAAAGGCGUUAGGAAGGACAUUCAUUGAGAUUUUUUGGGUGGGAAUUAAAAAUUCCAAAAAUUCACUGAGAAUGUCAAUGUUUUAUUGAGAGGAUAAUAUUAUUAACAUUUAAGUGCCGAAUAUUAUUUUAUGUAUGACAUUGUGUUUGUACCAUAUAAGAAAGCUGAUGAAAUAAAAUCUCGUAUAAUGUGA